UCUGCUGCUAUGAUUAAAAAAGCAACUAUGGCUGCUUUCUCCACAAAGCCUGCUAAACACUACAAUGUUCGAUCCAUUAGUUUGCCAACUAGAUCACAUCCAACCACACUUAGAGUUGAAGAAGAGCUUAACAAGCUUACGUCUAGGGAGAUGUACUCAUCUUCUUCAAAAGCAGAGAAAAUUUGGUCUGGUCUAUCUGGUCUUGGAGAGUUGUAUAAAUGUAUAGGUGAACUUUUUAGUUUGCCAAUGACCCAAGAAGCUCUAGCUCAACAUCAGAAUGAGAAAUGGGUCAAUGAAUUGCUAGAUGGUUUGUUAAGGUACUUAGACAUCUGUGGCAAUACUAGGGAGGCUAUUUUGUUAAUGAAAGAAAGUGUUCGUGAACUUCAAUCAGCUCUUCGGAGAAGCAAGUGUGGGGAGAUGGGUAUUGAAAGCAGUGUUACUGCUUAUAUUUGCUCUAGAAAGACAAUGAAGAAGGAAAUUGCCAAGUGUCUUGCAUCAUUGAAACAUGUGGAGAACAUAUUGGAAGCCUCUCCACUUCUUGAUACUCUUAAUGACCACCUCUACUUGGUGAUUGGAAUGCUUAGAAGAGCAAGUUUAAUCACAACUUCCAUCUUGAACUCACUCUUGUCAUUCCUCUCUGUGGCGCCAAUGCUAAAGCCAAAGCCUACGAGAUGGUCACUGGUUUUGAAGCUAGUGCACAAGAGGGUUGCAACAUGUGAAGGUCAAUGGGAAGUGAAUGAGUUCGAGAGUGUGGACGUCGCACUGAGCAAUCUGUUGGUGCAACAAUCAAGCAAAGAUGUUGAAGCAGAGAAGAUUGAACCUGCGCAUGAGAGACUGCAGGCUUUGGAUGCUAUUAUUGAAGGUUUUGAACAUGAAUUGGAAGGGAUGUUUAGGCGUUUGAUCCAUGCAAGAGUCACUCUUUUGAAUAUACUUUCUCAAUAGA
Molecule: messenger RNA, 943 nt
Organism: Pistacia vera
Lineage: Eukaryota; Viridiplantae; Streptophyta; Magnoliopsida; Sapindales; Anacardiaceae
Exons: 1
Coding region: 10-942 (310 amino acids)
Biological process (GO): root development; shoot system development
Source: RefSeq, a predicted model, not a curated record